AUGAUGGGGGUUAGACUCAGAGUCAAUCUCUUGCUCCUCCUGCUGGCUGUGAGGUGCAUAGCACAUGAAGAAUUCAAGAAGAACUGAUGUGUUUGUGGAUACCCAGGAAUACCAGGAGACCCAGGCCACAACGGAAUGCCAGGCCGAGAUGGACGAGACGGGUUCAGAGGUGACAAGGGAGACCGAGGGGAAAUCAGUAUCACCGGACGAACAGUACAGAGUGGCCCCAAAGAAGACAAGGGAUCUGCAGGUACGGCUGGCCUGGCAGGAAUAAAGGGAAAAUGGGGUGAGAAUGGAGAGAAGGGGCCACCGGGGAAGAUGGGGCCCCAAGGAGUCUCAGGGCACAUGGGCCUCAAGGAGAUCAGGUUACCAGAGCGAGGCAUCCAAGGGCCCUUGGGACCCCCAGGAUGACCAGGUCCGAAGGGAGAUCUCGGCCCCCCAGGGUUACGACGGAGAGCAAGGGAAUCAGGCGGCGAGACAGGGGACAAGGGGGAGAAGGGGGACACAUCCCUCAUCCCAAAAAGUGCGUUCUCAGCCGGUUUAACCGAAUACACCAAACUCCCACCGGAGAACAUGCCGAUCAGGUUCGACAAGGUGAUCUACAACAGGCAGAACCAUUAUGACGCACAGACCGGACGGUUCACCUGCGCUCUGGCUGGGGCCUACUACUUCACCUACCACAUCACUGUGUUCUCCCGUAAUGUAAAAGUAGCAUUAGUGAGAAACAGGUUGAAGUAACUACACGAGCAGUGAGUAGUUAUCCACAUUAUGGAUAACUACACGAGCAGUGAGGACCAGGCAGCAGGCGGGGCUGUCCUGCCCCUGGAGAAGGGGGACAAAGUGUGGCUGCAGGUGGCUGGAGGAGAGCUCUUUAACGGGCUGUUUGCUGAUGAAGAUGAUGAUACAACCUUCUCUGGGUUCCUGCUCUUUGGUGCAGAUUAG
This is a messenger RNA of Oncorhynchus nerka (sockeye salmon), 942 nucleotides long. It is a transcript of the gene c1qtnf9, whose product is annotated as C1q and TNF related 9. Gene Ontology annotation, molecular function: protein binding. NCBI's taxonomy places the organism in Eukaryota, Metazoa, Chordata, Actinopteri, Salmoniformes, Salmonidae. The record is from RefSeq and is a predicted model, not a curated record.